Molecule: messenger RNA, 1056 nt
Organism: Sinocyclocheilus anshuiensis
Lineage: Eukaryota; Metazoa; Chordata; Actinopteri; Cypriniformes; Cyprinidae
Exons: 11
Coding region: 163-852 (229 amino acids)
Biological process (GO): erythrocyte differentiation
Cellular component (GO): nucleus; cytoplasm
Source: RefSeq, a predicted model, not a curated record
CGCGGCAGUAUGACAGGACGUGACGCGGCGGCGUCUGCAAUGUUUACAGUCUUAUUUGCAUCUUAAGUAUUUUUAAUAAUUUUCCAGGAGAAAGAUGGAUCUUGUCGCAGUCUUCCUCCGUCCACUCUUCUGAGCAUCUUCUCCCAGGAGUACCAGAAGAGGAUGAAGCGCAGCAUGGUGAGACAUCACGCUCCUGAUGUGGUCAAAGCAUAUUAUCAGAGGUACCGCAGCGAAGCCAAGACUCGUCCUACAGCCCCGCUUCUGCUGGAGCUCGCCAACCAGGUGGACCUGUCUCCGGCUCUCCUGGCCCGUCUGAUUGUGGAGUGUUUUCUGGAGGAGCGCGAGGCUUCAGUCGCAGCUUCCAGACACGUCCUCAACAACAUGCUGCGCGAGCCGUAUUCAAUUCCAGACCUGCUGUUAGCGAAGCACGUCGAGCAGUGCACAGUAAAUGACUGCUGUUAUGGACCGCUGGUCAACUGCAUCAAACAUGCCGUCGGUCUGGAGCAUGAAGACCUGCUACGAGACAAACUCAGAGAGAAGAACUUGUCGUUUUUAGAUGAGAACCAACUCCGUAUCAAAGGCUACGACAAAACCCCGGACAUCAUUCUGGAGGUGCCUAUAGCUGUUGAUGGUCAUAUAGUUCACUGGAUUGAGAGCAAAGCUUCAUUUGGAGACGAGCACAGCCAUCACACGUACCUGAACGAGCAGUUCUGGAGCUACUGCAACAGGUUUGGUCCCGGUCUGGUCAUCUACUGGUACGGGUUCGUAUCGGAGCUGGACUGCCAGCGGGGCCGAGGGAUCCUGCUGAGAGACGGCUUCCCCUCGGACAUCGUAACCCUGAGCCAAGUCUGACCCGUCACGGGGACGUUUGUUGCUGUCAGUCCGGAAGCAAUUUAGCUUUCCUGCAGCGUGAGACUCCUGGCAAACAUCUGCUGUGAACUCCGGCUGAACUCCAGCGGCUCGGGAGAGAAAACACCGGCUCCUCAAAUCCUGCCGAGGCCGGUGACACGCGUCACUCUUAUCUUGCUCAGAGACGCCGAUGGAUGAGACGUUUGU